Molecule: messenger RNA, 1169 nt
Organism: Chiloscyllium plagiosum (whitespotted bambooshark)
Lineage: Eukaryota; Metazoa; Chordata; Chondrichthyes; Orectolobiformes; Hemiscylliidae
Gene: nts
Product: neurotensin
Cellular component (GO): extracellular region
Molecular function (GO): neuropeptide hormone activity
Source: RefSeq, a predicted model, not a curated record
UGAAGUCAGGAGGACAGCGUUUCUCUUGACGUCAAGGCAGCCUGGGGGUAUUAAAGAAGUCAGCUCCUGCCUCCUUAUGUGCACUGAGCGAGCAGUAACCCCACGGAGAAGGACCACAAUCGACUCCCAGCUCCCCAACUCCUCUCCCUAACUUUCAUAGACUCUGGGCUGUAGCAAAGUGAAGACUCAACUGCUGCUACAAUGAGGAUUGAAAUGAUGUGGCUGUUGCUCUUCCUCGGUUUUUACGCCAUGUGUUCAGUUUCUGCAGCUUAUACUGAAACAAUACCAACGGAAGGCGAACUCCUGGAUCAUCUUUAUGCUUUAAAGUUGUUUCAGGCACACCAAGACUAUGGUGACUAUGAAGAUUCAGAACAUAAGAAAGAAAAACACCGAAAGAGAAAAUACCCAUAUAUUUUAAAAAGACAAGUGCGUAUUGGAAAAUCACGUAGGCCUUAUAUACUGAAACGAAAUUCUGUCUUCUUGAUGAAUUAAUAUUUGAAUCCAGGUAUAAUUUUCAAGUAAAAUGUGUGAGUCUUUACUGGUUACCUGACUGCACAUAUUACUGUGAAUAAUUUCAUGUUAUUGAACCAAUUUAUUCUGAUGAGAGAAGAUAUUAAAGAACAUGAAAUAUACGCAGAAAAGUGUUUCAAAAGAUACAUUUUAUGUUUCAACGAUGUGUAUCCUUGGAUCCUCUUGAUCAAAAGAGGAGAUACUCAAACUUUGCAUGCUGGGGGAAAUUUUGCAUUUCUGUGCUUCCCAGAGUGCAUAUUGGAUAAUUUUGCAUUGCCAACCUGCAGUCUUUAUUCAUAAAAUUAAGAUGGUGUAAAGGAACAAGUUGAGUGAGUGCAAUUUGUCAAUAUGUAUUUCCAGCAUCAGGACCUCAGAAGCAGAACAUUGCAACCACAUGUUUUCCUUUUACUUGUUGUGAAAGUGCAGUUGGUUUGAAGUCAGUACAUUUGAAAAUGAGUAAAUCUUAUGUGACUAAUGGUGUGAAUGUUUAACUUGAGAAAUUAAAAUUUUCUGCAUGAGAUUCCUCAGGUUAUGAUCAGAAUUGUAUGUUCAGAUAUGCUACUGUUUAUCGGUCCUAGAUCUAUUGUCAUCACAUUGUACACAACAAAUCCUUUUUUGUCAGAUGUAUUGACUGUAAAUAUCAAAUAAACUUCUGUUAA